CAGGCGCCGCCCCUCGAGCGGGAGGACCGUCGCCGAUUGGUCGGCGCGGCGGGCGCGCGGGAAGAAGGGAAUCGCCUCAGAGCGCGGGGGGAAGGAGGCAGAGUUUUUGGAAGCCUGUCUUUGGGGAGCGAUGGACAGAUGUAGCAAGGUGAAACGCCUGCUGAAAAACUGGGAGGUUUUGUUUUUUCAGGAGCACCAGAGGAAACCUGGAAAGGCUGAUGUUGCAACGGCUCCUGAAGAGGUCAGACAACUGUACAAAGAGUACAAGGCACUGAAAGAAACCAAAGGACACCAAAGCCUUGAAUCUGAAGCCAUCUGCCAGAAAGAAAUUCAGGAGCUGCCAGUAACAGAACAGGUACCUGAGUCAGGUUGCUGGGGUGCGCACCUGAAUCGAGGAAAUAUGGCUCCUAAACUGACCCCGCAGGAUCAAGAGACACUGCAGGCUUCUGUAAAGUAUUUUGGCAUGAAGCUGAAAUGCAACUUGGGAUCAGCUAUUAAGGAACGCCCUGUAACUUUAAGGAAAUCCCUCACCCCCAGGAGGAAGUCAGUCACAGCAGCGCAGAAGGACAUGCACCAAACCACCGCAAAGGCCGUGUCUCCCAAACCACCUGAGGCUCCUUUGCUAGAAAAUAGCCCAGAUCAGCUGCUUUGCCCCGAUCCCAUGGAACUUGAAACCCUUCUGCCACCUUCAUUCCCAGGGCUGAUUCCUAACAAGCUCCUUUGCUCUGACCCAAAGCCAAGGCCGCCACCUCCGCUGGAUAAGUUUCGGCAGCUCAAGCAGACACUGACCAGGCGGCUGAGUAGCCUGGAUCCUGGUUGGCUGGACAGGUGCCAAGGGGCAGAAUGGCAAGCAAGAGAGGGGCUCCCUGGAGACGGCUCUUCUAUCCCAGGCAGCGGGGCAGAUCCAGGCCAGGGCUCACCAGGACACAAUUCUCAGGGGAAAGGGGGUGUUCCUCCCCACCUUGGAGAGCAGGAACAGGAGAAGUGUUGCAAUUCUCCCAGGGAAAACAGUCAAGGAGAGGCGGUGGAGAGCCAGCCCCUGGUCCAAAGUGUUGGAGAUGACUGUAAGCCCAGUGGGCAAGCUAACCAUCCUGCAGGUGAGACCCCAUCCAAAGCAGGUGCAAACGCAGCACUCUCUGAGGGCAAAGCUGAGUUUUCUGCCUUCAAGCAUAGCCGCAAACUGGAGAUUUGCGCCAAGGAGGCCACUCAGGAAACCGAGAUGCAGCUUCGGGAAGGAACUUCGCCGCAGUUGAGUGGUGCUUUCUGCAAAGUGGAGGACAGGCAGCAGAGGAGUCCUUCUAAGAGAGGAAAAGCUUCUUGCAAGAAGAGGAAACGGGAUGCUGAAGCCCACGGAGAUGAUGGCAAGGACAAGUCCCACAGUGGCACCUCUGGCGUAAAGCGCAAGAGAACUAAAGAGGUAGCGGGAGGAAGCCGCUUCAAAAAACUGCGUGGUGCUAGUCAAAAGCCAGGGCUCAGUGAAUACGACUUUGAUGAUCAGGACAUUGUUGAGGCACAAGACAAAAGUGGAGCAGGCACCCCAGUUUGCUUUGAAAACCUACUUGGAGAAGUCGAUGGGGAGGAGUGUCCCAGACAGAGUGAGAGAUCCAACAGUCUGGCCUGCAGACCACCACCAAAGAAGGAUGGCAACUUUGUGCGAAUCAAUCUCAAGAAUAAAUCUCACGUGAAAGGGUACGCUUUGAAAGGGAGGCAGCUUCGCAAGCAGGUAUGGAAGCAGAAGUGGCAGAAAAAGGGGGAACAGUUUGGAGGAGGUGGCAGGCGCUUGGACCGAGGCUCUGACACUUGCUUCCGGUGUGGAGGACUUGGUCACUGGGCUUCCCAGUGCAAGGGGAGAGCUGCUACUGAGCAGCUCUCUGCUGCUGACCCCCAACAGAAGGGAGAUGACUCUGCUGCAGAAGAGGAGGUGCCACUGCUGACUUUGGAGGAAGUGGCUCAGAUGACCAACACAGCCUACAGCAAGAUCUCAGCAAAAAGUGAGAGCAGCCAGGGAGACCUGAAGCAGCUUGCUCAGGAGGAAGAGGUUCACCUGUGUGUGCAGAGGCCCGUGUUCGAAAUUCUCCCACCACCUCCGCCAACAGAACCUCUCUACAAACUGGGGCAGGACGGGAAAGUCAGAGAGACCCCACCAGAAGUGUUGGAAGCACUGGCUGAGUUGGGUUAUGCCACCUUCCGGCCAGGACAGGAAACAGCCAUUAUGCGGAUACUCUCAGGGCUCUCUACGCUGGUGGUCCUGUCCACAGGAAUGGGGAAAUCUCUCUGCUACCAGCUCCCUGCGUACCUGUACAGCAAGAGGUCCAAAUGCAUCACCUUGGUGAUCUCACCAUUGGUAUCGCUGAUGGAUGACCAAGUCUCUGGCCUUCCCCAGUGCCUGAAAGCCGUCUGCAUACACUCGAACAUGUCCAAGACCCAGAGAGAGGCUGCUAUGGACAGGGUCAAGGCUGGGAAGGUUCAUGUGCUCCUGCUGUCCCCCGAGGCCUUGGUUGGGGGAGGCGCCUCGGCCUCCAGUUGCCUCCCGCCAGCAGAUCAGCUGCCCCCAGUAGCUUUUGCCUGCAUCGAUGAAGCACACUGCGUCUCAGAAUGGUCCCACAAUUUCCGUCCUUGUUACCUGCGCCUCUGUAAGGUUCUUCGGGACCGCUUGGGUGUGCGUUGCUUCUUGGGCCUCACAGCCACUGCCACCCUCUCCACUGCGCGGGAUGUGGCUCAUCACUUGGGCAUCCCAGAGGCUAAGGGGAUCGCUGUGCGUUCUGCUGCUGUCCCUCCAAACUUGCAUCUCUCUGUCUCUGCAGACAGAGACAAGGACCAGGCCCUGGUGAACUUGCUGCAAGGGGAGAGGUUUGGGAGCCUAGACUCGGUCAUAGUUUACUGCACACGCCGCGAGGAGACGGCCCGGAUCGCAGCCCUUAUCCGCACGUGCCUCCAGGGUGUGAAGCUCAGAGAACCCCCCAGUGCUGAGGAGCAGGAGGAGGACAGCAGCAGCCUCGCUAGCAAGAGGAAGAAGGCAAAAGCCAAAAAGAGCAUCCGCCGCCCCCUAAAGUGGAUUGCCGAAGCCUACCACGCCGGCAUGUCUGCUGCUGAGCGCCGCCGAGUGCAGAACAAUUUCAUGUCCGGCCAGCUGCGGGUGGUGGUGGCCACGGUGGCCUUUGGCAUGGGGCUGGACAAGUCUGACGUGCGGGGCGUGGUGCACUACAACAUGCCCAAGAACUUUGAGAGCUACGUGCAGGAGAUUGGGAGGGCGGGCAGAGAUGGCAAACCAGCCCAAUGCCACCUCUUCCUGCACCCAGAGGGCGAGGAUUUGCACGAGCUGAGACGGCACAUCUACGCUGACACCGUUGACUUCUUCACUGUGAAGAGGCUCGUACGGAAGGUUUUCCCUUCCUGCAAGUGCCGGGAGCUGCAUGAGAAACAGCAGGAGCUCAGCAAGGGCGGUGAAGUGGGCGAUGCAGAGAUGUUGGCUGCCUUGGAAGGGAGCGGCGAGGAGCAGCCUGAUCCAGGCGAUGGCCGUCCUCGGAUCUGUUACAAGCACGAGCGAGCUAUCCCCAUUCAGCAAACUGUGGAGGCCCUGGACUUCCGAGAGGAAGGUAUAGAGACGCUUCUGUGCUACCUGGAAUUGCACCCCCACCAGUGGGUGGAGCUCCUGCACCCCACCUUCUCUUCCUGCCGGGUGGUCUGCUAUGGUGGCCCCCAGCAGCUGCGGACAGUGGCUCAAAGGUGCCCUCCUCUCGCCGUCUGUCUGGCCCAGCAGCGCCUGAAAGGGGUGGACCUUGCUCAUGCCAGCUCUGUGGAGUUUGACGUCAUUGAGCUAGCCGACUCCAUGGGAUGGGAGGUCUUGCCAGUGAAACGAGCUCUCCGUCAGCUGCAGUGGACCACUCAGAACGGCUCCCAUGUGUCUAGGAAGAGCGGGAUCCUCGUGGAAUUUGGUCAAUUUGCUUUCCACCUGCGCUCCUACGGCGAUCUCACCGACGAGGAGCUGGACUCGGUCUGUGACUUCCUGCACCAGCGAGUGACGGGCCGCGAAAAAGCUGCCCUUUCCCAGCUGCAGGCCUGCUUCCAGGCCUUUCAGAGUGUGGCUUUCCGCGCCUGUGCCUCGUGCUGUGACCACGGGGGCGAGGAGAAGAGUGCCCAGCUGAAGUCUCUGCUGCUGGAUUAUUUUGAGAAGGAUACAGAUGAAGCGGAUCCUGCACUCCCAAGUGAAGAGCAGGACACUGAGGAUCUCCAAGACAUUAAACUUCGGGACUGGGAAGAGCAAAUACGAGCUGACGUCCGCAGCUUCCUGUCUCUCCGCCAAGACGAGUUCACUGGCAGGGCUGUGGCCAGGAUCUUCCACGGCAUAGGAAGCCCACGCUACCCAGCCCAGGUUUAUGGCAGAGACCGGCGUUUCUGGAGGAAGUACAUACAUUUUGAUUUCAACAAGAUUAUACGCAUGGCCACGGAAGAGAUCAUCCGUUGGAACUGAAUUGAGUCUGCACUGUCAUCUCCAGGGAUGAAACCCCAGAGCACAGCUCCACGGUUCCCUUAAGCCUGUGUGCAGGUUGCUCUAAUUGCAAGAAGCAACUGACCAGCCAGCAUCCCAGGAGCCAAAACAGCACCUCCUGCUCCCCUUGCGGUUUUGCAGAACUUCUCUGCAAGGCAGGUGGAAAGCUGGGCACCUGAAUGGACUUCUCUGUUGCCCUGAAAUAAGCAAAGGUUUUGGGGGAAAUGGCUUGUUUUCAUCUCCAAGCCUUUCCUAUUUUUGUAUGUAAAGCUUCCUUUUUAUUUUUUGAUUUUUUACAAAAUUGUCCUGAUUUUUAAAUAUAUUUUUAAUGUAAGGGAGAGUGUUAAGUCUUCUUCUAACCUCUAGGAAUUUUUAUUAUUUUUAUUUAUUAUCUGGACUUCUACAUACUUUGCAAAUCUUGAAGUGUGUUAAUGGAUGCCUUCCCUCCUUCCUCCAGGGUGCCAGCAUUGGAGGGAGGGAGGGAGGUUGAUUUAAUAAAUAAUGAUAAUAAAAUAUGUAUAAAAGGAGGACCCAUGAUUAAGGGUAGAACAUGCACAUACAAUUGGGAGACAUACAGGAGGGACUAGCGUCAGCAAGAAUAAUCUUGAAAAACUAAUGGGCAGAUCCUCUUCCAUAAAAGAAGUGUGAGGAUUUGCUUUUAUAUGGCAUUUAGAAAUAUAAUGCUUUAAAUGUUUGGCUGCUGCCCACCUCUUCACCUGCAAUAAACCUAUUUCAUUGUA
This is a messenger RNA of Podarcis muralis (Common wall lizard), 5229 nucleotides long. It is a transcript of the gene RECQL4, whose product is annotated as RecQ like helicase 4. The record is from RefSeq and is a predicted model, not a curated record. Gene Ontology annotation, molecular function: 3'-5' DNA helicase activity; zinc ion binding; ATP binding. Gene Ontology annotation, biological process: telomere maintenance; DNA replication; double-strand break repair via homologous recombination. NCBI's taxonomy places the organism in Eukaryota, Metazoa, Chordata, Lepidosauria, Squamata, Lacertidae. Gene Ontology annotation, cellular component: cytoplasm; nucleus; chromosome.